AUGGCUACGGAUGUAUUAGAUGAAAGUCGUUUUAAAAAUCAAUGUACACUCUAUGAUUCAACGCGUGCUCAAAUAACCAAAGAUUCUCUACACAAACCUACGACAACAUCAACAACAGUAUUAAGUUCAUCAUCAAUGUCGGCAACUAAUCAUAAUCGACGUGUUAAAUAUUCAACGCAAACGCAUUCGCCUUCAUCUCAUUCAUUGUCGCAUUCAAUUCACAAUCGAAAUUCGGGAUCUACUGAUCUAUUCACUUUCAUUCGUUCAUUUGCUAUGAAACCUUUUAAGGCAUCAUCCAUGGCAAAUGCUGUAGCCGGAGGUGAAACAAGCAAUGUUAUAGGUGGUAGUAAUUUACGUAGUAAAUCUUCCGUCAGUCUCCUAAAAUAUCGUCCAUUGAGUGACGUUUUGACUGAUCACACUUCUUAUUCACAAUCUCAUCAUGCAGUUGAAGAAUUUGUCAAACAUAUGGAGUGGCCAGUGAAUUCAACAGCAGAGCAAGGAAGUGCGAAAUUUAAUACAGCUGUGAAAUUUUUGAUUCCAACUAAAUAUAAUGUGUUUCGAGCAAUCGAUUUGUACAACACACAUGAAAAUCUUCGUAAAGCAGAAAAACUUGAUCAGAUUUGGAUAAAAAAUCCUCAUCUUGUAAAUGAAAUUGAAUCAAGCAAAUUUUUUUCAUUGAUGCCAGUGCCAAAUCAACCAUUAACAGUUAUUUUUACAGCAUCAAAUCUUAAUUAUCUAGCAUUCAGUGAUUCACUUUCACAUCAAGAUCAUGAAUUAAUUACAUUACAAGCAUUAAUUUGUCAGCUAGAUGUUGCAACUGAAAGUACUGAAGUUCAACAAAAUGGUUUGAAUUUUAUUUAUGAUAUGCGAAAUUGUUCAGCAUCACAGUUCAAUAUAAAUCUUAGUAAAAAAAUUCUUAAACUUCUUCAAGGCGGUUAUCCAGCAAUGCUAAAAAACAUAUUCGUGAUAUCAGCUCCUAAAUGGUUUAGAGUAAUUUAUAAGGUUACAUUUUACUCAGCUGAUCAAAUGCGUCACUGUUUAACAAAUCAAUAUAGUUACCCAUUAGAUAGUAUACCAAUAUCAUUAGGUGGUAGUUAUGAUCCAAUGCUUACUGGAACUGUUCGUUAUCAAAUGUGUUUAUCAACAACAUCAAAUCCUCAAUCAAUCUGUUAUCCUUACUAUUGUCUUAACUAUCAACCAAUGUCAAUAAAACCUACGAAUGAGAAUUUAUUUACUCAAGAUAAAUCGUCUGUUUCACCAAAAACAAUAACAACACCUUCAUCCUCAUCUUCAUCGGCGUCUCUGUUAAGGUUCGUGUCACCAAAACGUAGGCAUGAAUCGUCCUCAUCACAAAGUCGUAUGCGAAAACGUGAAUCAUCAUCAUCAAGUGGUAAUGAUAAACGCAAGCGCUCAAACGAAAGCCUUAUUCAAGAAGAGUCACCUCCAAUGAAAUCAUCAUUACUGUUACGAAAAGAAAAUUGCACUGAUUCAUCAAAAACAAAUGAAAAUGGUUUUCAGUUAUACAAAAAUCAAAAAGACAAAUAUGAUUCUAAAACAAUAAAUAGUAUGAUUGAAGACGACUAUCGUGAAAUAAACAGUGAUAUUAAACGAACAGCAACAAUAAAUCUUUAUAAAACAUUGAAUGAAACUGACUUCUUAUCUAAACCGCAGGCAGAAAUACGAAAAGAAUUUCGUAAGCUGCCGAAUCCACCAGCAAAAGAUACGCAUGCUGCAAGAUACGAAGAAAAUCUUGAUAAAUCUCGUUAUCGUGAUGUUAUACCAGGUGAAUCAACUCGUGUUAAACUUCAAGAAGACAUUGAUGAUACAAGUGAUUUUAUCAAUGCGAAUUAUGUUAGCGGUUAUAAUAAUGAAGAAAAAGCUUACAUAUUUACUCAAGGCCCAUUACAAUCAACAGUGAAAGAUUUUUGGCGUAUGAUAUGGCAAGAAAAUAUUUCUAUUAUAGUCAUGACAACUAAUAUUCGUGAAGCCGGUACCAUGAAAUGUUAUCCAUAUUGGCCAUUAAGAACGAAACAAUAUCUUAAUAGUGGACCUUAUCAAAUAUUAAAUGAAAAAUCUGAUUCAUAUGAUAGUUUUAAUAUAACAACAUUAUUACUUAGGAAACGGAAUCAUAGUGAAACUCGAACUAUUUUUCAUGCACACUAUCUUAAAUGGCCUGAUCAUGGCGUACCAACUGGAACAAAAGAUGCAUUAUUAUUUUUAGAAAAAGUUGAAUACCAUAAGCAAUUAGCAAUGGUAACAGCUCCCAUUCUUCUUCAUUGUUCAGCCGGUAUUGGACGUACAGGAACAUUUUGUGCAAUUGAUAUCGGUAUAAAACGUUAUUUAAACGAGAAACUUAUUGAUAUGCCAACAACUGUCGUUAAAAUGAGACACGAACGUGCUGGUAGUGUUCAAACGGAAGAUCAAUAUUUAUUUGCUCAUAUAGCUUUGAUGGAUUUUAUUAAACAAGAAAAGAUUAUUCAAGAAAAAGUUCCUAGUUUAGAAUUGACAAAUAGUAAAAUAUCAUUUGAAUUAGAUCAAAUAAUAGAAUUGCCUCCAAUGAAUAUGCCGACAAUAGUUACUGAACAGGAAUCAGUACCGGAUCAAAUUGGAAUAUCUAGUGAUUCUUCGCUACCGACUGUUCAAGAAAUAAUCGUAUCUACAAAUGAAACCAAUCCAGAAACAAUAUCAUUAAUGCCAUCGACUAAUGACGAGGAAAUAGAUAGAAAAGUUUGUUCAUAG
Messenger RNA from Rotaria socialis, 2739 nucleotides. The record is from the annotation of a GenBank genome assembly. Lineage: Eukaryota; Metazoa; Rotifera; Eurotatoria; Philodinida; Philodinidae.